AUGUAUAAACUCUUAGCCCUAAAGACGUAAUCUCUUUUUACACCAAGAAUCCUCCCUAUAAGCGGACAGUUUCGAUGCUUCAGCAACAAAUUUGCAUCAAGGGUUCUCAUGGUUGAACCUACUCACUUUUACUAAAAUGUGGAAACAGCUGAAGAUAAUAAGAUGAUGACUGAAACUAAAUUAGAUCAACAAUACUUAACUAAGAAAGCUAUAGAAGAGUUUUAGAGAUUCAGAGAAGUUAUUGAAAAGAAUGAUAUAGAAACAUUGGUGUACAAGCAAUUGAUUCCAGAACUACCAGAUUCAAUGUUUGUAAAUAACUGGGUUUCCACACAUAAGAGCGAGGAUAUCAAGGAUGGGCUUUUUGUUUUGUAUCCCAUGAAAGCAGCAUCAAGAGAAAGCGAGAAAAAUCCUAAAAUUAUUAGAGAUCUAAUUCCUCAAUACAAAAACUUUAUUGAUCUCAUUAGGAACAUCCCUGAGCAAGCACUUGAGGGCACUGGCUCUUUGAUUUUCGAUAAUGAAAAUAGAAAGAUCUAUGUUAAGCUCUCUGCUAGAGCAGAUGCAGAUCUACUUUAAGAUUUUCUCAGCCAAUUCAAUAGGAUCGCCAAGAAUCCUUAUCGCACAAUUGUUUGGCAUCAGGAUGACCCAACUAAAGAUACAGUUAAUCAUACUAAUGUGAUUAUGUCAAUCUUAAGAAAUCAUGUUGUUUUAUGUUCAGAAGCAAUAGCAGACAAAAAAGAGAGAGAAAAAGUUUUGAAAGAAGUCACUGAAGGAUAUCUUAACAAGAAAUCUAGGAAACUACUCAAUAUUACUCAAGAUGAGAUGAAAAAUCAUUGUGGCAAUAUCAUAAUGCUGCGCAACAAGAAGGGAGAUGAUAUAGUUGUAAUGAGUGAUAGAGCUAAAUAGAGUCUCAAUCCUGAAAGUCUAAGAGAGAUAGAGACAAACUAUAAAGUUGUCUCUGCUGAUUUGCACACAAUUGAAAAAAUUGGAGGUGGUUCUGCAAGAUCAAUGCUCGCUGAAUUGUUUUGA
Messenger RNA from Stylonychia lemnae, 1026 nucleotides. NCBI's taxonomy places the organism in Eukaryota, Ciliophora, Spirotrichea, Sporadotrichida, Oxytrichidae. The record is from the annotation of a GenBank genome assembly.